GCAAUCUGUUAAAAGACAAAAUAAGAUUAAAAAAAAGGGAUGUAAUAAACAGUGCAAUAUAUAUUAAAAAAAAGACCAAAAAUCCAAAACAUUCGUCCCAUUUCUGAGUACAGGCAAACAAAUAAAUGCUUACAAAAAACAGAAUCUUACGGGAAAAAGAAACGACAUCUUAAAAAAAAGUAAAUCAUUAUUGCAAAAUAUAGACGUAUAUAACCAAAACAGAAAGAAAAAAAAAGAAGAUAUUAUAAAAAUUAAAAGGAACAUCUAUAAACAAUGAUGAUAGUAAAAAAAACCAGACCCGUAGAUCAAAAUAAGAAGUUAUAACCCAGCUUCAUAGGUUAAAACUUAAAAUAGAAAGAUAUCCUCUCUCCGAAAAAUCUUCCACAUAACACAUAGUUCAAGUUGCAGUAGAAGAUCGAAAUUCUUCAGCAAAUUUCUUCGCUUCUUCCGGAGUGUUAAAAAUUUGCUGACUGUUGUCGUUCAGCGUAAUUCUAAGCUUCGCUGGAUACAUUAAAGCUUGUUUAAGUCCAAUCGAGUAAAUCUCUGCCAUCACUGGUUUAAAAGCGAUUCUGGCUCUCAUAACCUCAUAAGAAUAAUCCUCAACAAUUCAAAAUUUGAAGUUAUUGUAGGAAAUCAUACCUUUUUUACGAGCUAAUCGAAUUAAAAGCUGGUGGAUUUUCAAGAUGGCGACGUAAACAUCUGCCUUUUAGGCGCUCUUCACUUUUUUAACUAUAAUCACCCUUUAAUCAAAUCUUUUCGAAUUUAAUCAAAUGAGUUGAUAUUUUCGAUUGACUUUUUUUUCCCUAAAACUAUAUUUGAUCUAACUUUGUCGAACUUAAAAUGGCUACAAGUAAGAAAUCGUCUAAGGAGCCUUUAUCUAUCGAUGCAAUUUCUAAUCUUCUGGACACUAAACUUGCAAGUUUGGAAAGCAAGAUGGAAAGUAAAAUGGCAAGUUUGGAAAGUAAAAUGGCAAGUUUGGAAAACAAGCUUACCACGAAAAUGUCUGAACUUGAAGGAGUUGUUAGAUCGCUUGAUACUAAGCUUCAGUCGCAGGCAUUGGAUAUUCAGCGGCAUGAAGAUAAGUUGGAGACUCUUGAAAAAUUAAUUGUUGAAAAAGUACGUACAAUUGAAGUGUUGGAUAAGAAGGUACAAUCGACUCUUAAAACUGUAGAUCAGUACAAGUUUAAAAUUACUGAUCUCGAAAAUCGAUCUCGCAGACAGAAUUUGCGAAUUAUCGGGUUUCCCGAAAGAGUUGAGUCCGGUGAUUUAACUGAAUUUUUCUCUAAAUUACUGUGGGAAAUUUUCGGUGAUGAAGGUUUGCAAACUAAACCUGUUAUUGACCGUGCUCACAGAGUUGCGAGGUUUUCGUCUACGACUGAUAAACCACGAGCGGUGAUUGUUCGCCUUCAUUAUCCUCGUGAGAAAGAGCUUUUAAUUCGAUUAGCUCAUAAAAAAGGUAUGAUUUCUUACCAAGUCAGGUCCUACAACCAACUUGCUUUUGUGAAUGGCUUGCAAGGUAACUAUAUAGAAGCGAUUCAUAACUUGGAGGAAGCUGAGAAGAUUCUGAGAGAGAACUACAAAGUUGAUUUUGAAAGAAGAAGCAUCAUCACCUAUGGAAACUUUGCCUGGGUGCAUUACCACAUGGGACAUCUGACAGAGGCCCAGUCCUAUCUCAACAAGUUGGAGAUGAUCUGUAAACCGCUCAGUGAUGGCCCUCCCUACUCAGCAAUGAUACCCGAGGUGUACGGGGAGAAGGGAUGGUCAUUGCUGAGGUCUGCUGCUGAAUACUAUGAGGAGGCAAAGGAAUGUUUUGGGAAGGGUCUGGAAGAAGAUCCUGAUAAUGAGCAAUGGAGCAUGGGAUAUGCCACUGUACUGUUUCAGUUGGAAGCAAUUUCUGGAACCAAAGAGAAUCGUGAACGGAGACGGUCUGUACUGCAUUUGCGUCGUGUACUGGAAUUUGAUCCAGAUAACUCCGUGGCUAUGGUUCUGUUGGCGCUAAAACUGCAAGAGUUCAAGCAAAAAAUUGAAGCCAAUAAAUUAGUUGAACAAGCAUUGCAGAAAACAACUGAUUUUCCAAAAGUUCUUCGAUAUGCUGCAAAAUUUUACCGAAAAGAGCAAGCUGUGGAAAAAGCAAUUGAGUUGUUGAAGAAAGCUUUAGGAAUCUCUCCACAUGCUAGCAUCUUGCAUGACCAACUAGGUACGUGUUACAAAACCAAAUUGCUUGAACUGCUCAGCAAUCCAUUAUGUGAUGAUCCCCAAACUCCAGAAUUUCAACAAAAAACUGAGUUGCUUAGUCAAUGCAAAUAUCACUUUGCAAAGGCAUCUGAACACCGUCCAAGGUCAAGUAUUAAGUCACAACUGGAUUUAGCAGACACCUGUGCAAAAAUGGAUGAAUAUUCUAAGGCAAAGAAGAUCUACAGUGAUCUCCAGAAACUAGAAAAUAUUCAUCCAGAAAAUAUGCAGAAGAUAUGUUUAUAUGCUGGGAAAUUUGAACUGCACUGCAGAAAAUCUGAAUCUGAUGCCAUCAGACCAUUCCUGAAAGGACUGGAAAUUGAAAAUGACACGAAGGAACGCAAGCUAUGUCAUAUGAAUUUGGAGAGGUGGGCAGACAGGCAACUUUGCAAGGAGCCAACUAAUAGUAAGGCCCUUGGAAUCAAAGGGUUACUGUAUCAGCUGAAUGGGAACAGGGCUCAAGCGAUUGAAUAUUUUGAGAAGGCCUUGGAGUAUGACCAUGAUAAUGAGGAAUAUCUGAGUGCUCUUUGUGAACUACGUCUUUCCAUCAAGGGAAAAAUUGAUGCUUGAAAGAAACAAUGAUUUUUUUUCUAAAUUGAGGAACAAUAAUAUAUUCUGCCUGCUUCAGCGUUAAAUGGGAAAUUUGCUCUGAAGUGUGUAAUUUUCAGACAAUAGAUUUAUUGCAUUCUUUAUCUUGUGCCUUCAUGAAUAGUAACACCAGAAGUACACUGAAAAAUAGCAUCUAUAGACCAUUAUAUGAGGACGGAAUCAAAGAUGGAUCUGUGGAAAUUAGACCAACAGGAGCCAAAAGGCAAAAAAACUCUAUGGGAAUCCUGUCAUGUUCUUUCUAGAUCUCCAAUGUCAAUUAAUCAUCAGUUACGUUUACUUUUAAUUUAUUACUUGCAUUGUGCUAAAUAGAUGUGACUUUUGCAGAAUGAUUUUUGGAACAUGACAUAAUUCUCAAGACCAUUUCAACCCACCCUCUCCCCCUCCCCCGCCCAGUGGACAUGGAUAGGAAUUACCCUCAUUGCCUCAAGCACAUCAACAUUAAAUUCUUAGUAACAUGGCUGACAACACCCAAGAAAGUCAAACUAGUGGGAUUUUAAAUGAUGAUAUGGGCUAAAGAGGGAAUGGAGGUAUCUACCGGAGGCUGAAUUCCUCACAGACAGAGACAAUAUGUCUUGGGUCUCUGAUUCAAUGAGUUCAUAAAAGCACCCUAGGUGUAAAACAGAUGAUGUAAGGGUCAAGCACUUGACUGGCCCACUCUUGUUGGAGCAUUCAUAUCUGAUGAAGUAAACUGAAUGCAUGAUGACAGCUUGGUACUCAUACGGAUACCGCAGUUUAAAUGAGGAUAUGGAUUAAUAUAGAACUGGACUUGACAUGAUCCCCAGAUCUCUGGCUCCUUCUGGCCCCCGAUGCAAGCCUAGGUUAUGUAUUCCUGGACUAGAGUAAAGCAGCUGGGUCUCAGAUACACAGUGGAAGAGUUAUUGGAUUUGAAGUCUGAUCUGCAGCUGUAGUUUCCACAGCUCCUCCAGAUCAUUAUGCACUUCCAACUGCUGGUUCAUACCAGCUGUUUCACAGAUAGAUGUGGAUCUCCUUAAAGAUUUUGUUUCUUAACUGUCGAUGUAAGACCACCUGCCUAGUAGCUCCAUUGUCUUCCCAUGAGAGCAUGCUAAUACUCCCCUUGGCCCUGAUCGUUUAUCCUCUUUCUUCAUAUAUUCUGCACCUUCUAUCUGGUGAUAUCCUUCUUGAUCCUCCAACUUUUUUUAACUACACACAGUGCAGGAAGAAAUGAUGACACAUAAAUAAAGAUAGUGAUUUGAAAUACUUGCAUUCAAUAUUUAGAAUUCUGGCUGAAUUUCCAAAUCGACACGUGAAUCAACCACUUGGUGCCUACUUAAAACAAGGCUUACAUAAUGCUUAUUAUAGAUUUUUUAAAUCUCUUCCAUAACAGAGAAGCAACUUCUAUAACUUUGUCCAAUUGAUUGUAAAAAUUUUAAUAUCCCAUCUGUAGCAGUUACUCCCUUCUCAUCUAAAUCCAAAAUUAUUUGAACAUAAAUCUGUAAUGCUACUGAUAAUUAUACUUCACUGAAAGCAAAAAUGGCCAGAUGAUUAGCAUAGCAUAGUAUAUAGCCUAUUUUCCCUUAGAUACUCACUAAUGUGCCCCAAAGGUUUACCUCACCAAUCAAGCCCCCAGCACUUUCUGUGUGUGGCAUCCAAUCCCCAUAGAGUCUUUUUUCCUCUCUCUCUCUCUCUCUCUCUCUCUCUCUCUCUCUCUCUCUUUCUCCUCCCCCUCCUCCCCCCCCCCCCUCCAUAUUGGUUGGAGUGGUCCUAAACAUGGGGCAAAAAUCCUUCAUGUUUUUCUUUCCUUUCUGGAGAUCCCUUUAUACAAUUGCCUUGCUCUUCAUAGUCCAUGACACGAUAAGGACAAUAAACUCAAGCAUACAUCUAAAUUUCCACUGUCCAAUUACAGAUGUGUCACACAGCUCCCUUUAGCAUAUAUUGAAGCAGUAACAGUGCAUCUGCCAUUGUAGAAGACUAGCUCAGUACUAGUAACACACACAAAAUGCUGGAGAAACUCAGCUGGUCAGGCAGCAUCUGUUGAAAUUAAUAAACAAUCACACAAAGAACAUAACAUCGUUCCGGACCCAUUCUCAGCACACUAGCUGUGAGGUAUUCAGCCUCAGCUAGAUACCUUCAUCCCCUCUUUACUCAUACUAACAGAAAUAAAAACAUGCUAGAAUCUUACUUAGAUCCUCUGUCUCUGUGCCUGCCCAAGCCUGUUGAGCCAAAGCCUGACUACUCUAACGCUGACCCACUCGGGUUUAAGAUGGAGCUACUGAAGGCAUGCAACAACGCACUGGUCAUUUGAAAGGCAAGAAAUUCGACUAUAAACAUUACUUAUAACACUUUUGAAAAAAGUAAAUUGUGGUAAACUAUCACCACAAACAAUAAUGAGGCGAGUGAAGGUGAAGCAAAUUUGAGAGAUGAUCAACACUGGUGUGCUGCAAAGUCAAUGCAGGUGGAGCUGGAGUGAGCAAAUCAGAGGCAGAGGAGUUCUGAUGCCCGUCCAACAAACCCAGGUGCAAGCUUCAAUGGCUCUAAAUGCCGAGUCGAUUUGGUGAGGUUGAGAAUGGCUUCUUCGACAGUGAAAUCUAGGCCCAAAGUGAAUUGUUGUGGCUUGGCGGCCCAGUGAUUUGCCAUAGCAGAGCCCAGGUCCUAAUGCAAGGUACAAGCUGCUGUUUGGACAAUUUUAAUAUCGGCCCAGAUAAACUGGGAAGAAGGGGUUUCAUGAGUUGGGUUGAUUUCACUCGCUCUUUCCAUGACGCUGAAGCUGUGAGACUGCCCCCUGGCUGCUGUGCUUUGCGGCUAGUUGCCCCACUAACAUGAUGAACUGAUACCAAAGCCUUGGGCCUACUUUGGGCUGCUCUAGGGAUUUGGAUCUGAGGACUCAAUUUGGUUCGGAAUGCUGUUGCUCAGUUCAUUUGUUUGCAUGAUUUGUGUUUUUCUUUCCUCUUUCUUUGCGAAUUGGGGAGUGAUCUUUAUUUUUUUUUAUUGGGGUUUUUUGGGUUUUCAGUUUCGCAGCUGCCUGUAAGUAGACAAAGCUCAAGGAUGUAUAAUUUGUACAUUCUUUGAUAAUAAAUGUACUUUGAAGCAUAAAUAGGAUUAAUCAUAAGAUUAAUUUUAGUUUCUUUUUUGGUAUUUUUUUCCCAUUACGGAGCUCCGGAGCAUGCAUAUUUUGUGUAUGGUUGUACUUAUCACUGCCGGUUUUGGUUAACCUGCACUGGUAUGCGUUUAUUUAUAUAUUAAGUAAAAUUUAAAAAAUUUUGAUGGCAAUUAAACAGAUAAAUGUUAUAAGUUGGAACAUACAUGGUUGGAAUCAUCCUAUUAAGAGAAGAAAGACUUUUAAAAUUAUUAAUCGAUUCCAACCCAAUAUAAUUUUUGUUCAAGGAACACAUAUCAAAAUGGGCAAUCAAAAUAGAUUUUUAAAAAUGUUAAAGGGCCUUCAAUUUCACGCUACUUGCCAAAAUAAAACAAAGGGAGUAUCUAUUUUUAUUAAAUCUAAUAUUUCUUUUAUCCAAGAAGAUAUUGUGUCAGAUAUUAAUGGUAGAUUUUUAAUUGUAAAGGAACAAUUUGUAAUAGAAAAAUUGUUCUGGUUAACCUAUAUGGAACUACUAUAGAUGAUCCUUUUUUAAAAAUGUAUUUGCUUUAUUGCUGGACUUAAAUAAUUAUAUGUUGUUAAUGGGUGAUGAUUUUUAACUUGUUUAAAUCCUUUGAUUGACAAGAUUUCAACCAAUCAGUGGCUUCCGAGUUGUUCUGCAUCACUUAUUAACUAUUUUCUAAUUGAUCUUGGCCUGGUUGAAAUUUGCAGACAUUUACAUCCUAAUGAUAGAGAUUAUUCUUUUUUGCACACGUUCACAAAAAAUAUUCAAGAAUCGAUUACUUUAUAGUUGAUCAUCGACUUUUGGCCAAAGUCCAGAAAUGUGAAUAUGAUGCUAUAGCUCUUUCGGAUCAUGCACUUUUAACUUUAGCUUUUGAAUUGAAUGAUGUCGUUAUUGCAAAUUUGCCCUGGCAUUUUCCAGAACAUUUAUUACAAAGUCCACACUUUGUCAAAUUUAUUGAGACUCAUAUAAAUGAUUUUUUUUUCUUUUUAACAACACGGGAGAUGUAUUGAAACUGAUUAUUUGGGACACAUUUAAAGCAUAUUUGCACAGUCAGAUAAUUUCCUAUUCAGCUAAGCUUAAGAAACAGACAAAAGCAGAGUUAGAAAAGAUUUCUAAACAAAUUAAAGACUUGCAUAAUAUUUAUGCAAUCUCUUCUAAUAUUGAUUUAUUUAAACAAAUAGUUG
This is a messenger RNA of Hypanus sabinus (Atlantic stingray), 7081 nucleotides long. RefSeq names its product interferon-induced protein with tetratricopeptide repeats 5-like. Lineage: Eukaryota; Metazoa; Chordata; Chondrichthyes; Myliobatiformes; Dasyatidae. Bases 841 to 2802 code for a protein of 653 amino acids. Gene Ontology annotation, molecular function: protein binding. Gene Ontology annotation, cellular component: cytosol. The record is from RefSeq and is a predicted model, not a curated record. The transcript has a single exon. Gene Ontology annotation, biological process: defense response to virus.